Molecule: messenger RNA, 593 nt
Organism: Myripristis murdjan (pinecone soldierfish)
Lineage: Eukaryota; Metazoa; Chordata; Actinopteri; Holocentriformes; Holocentridae
Gene: il17a/f3
Product: interleukin 17a/f3
Exons: 4
Coding region: 34-498 (154 amino acids)
Biological process (GO): inflammatory response
Cellular component (GO): extracellular region
Molecular function (GO): cytokine activity
Source: RefSeq, a predicted model, not a curated record
AAAGGUUUGCUCUGCGGACAUCACUGCACAGUCAUGCUUUUGGCAUUCAGAGCUUUGCUGGUGCUGGGCCUGGUGGCGCUGCUGCACGGGAAUCACUCGGUGAAGGUGCAGCUGGGGACCAAACAGAAGAACAAGACCGUGAGGCUCAUCCUGGACAACACACUGCAGUCUCACAUCGGCAGCAUGUCCGCUUCACGCACUGCCAACAUGUCUCUCUCACCAUGGACUUACAGAAGCUCCUGUGUGGCGUCUCGGUUUCCCCAGAGGAUCUCCUACGCUCAGUGUCUGACCUCUGGCUGUGUGAGCCCACAUGGAGAGGGGGAGGACAUGGCGCUGGAGGCCAAACCCAUCUACUACCAAGUCCUGGUGCUCCACAGAGAAAAAAUACAUGGGUGGAACAAAAACAAACAAAGGAAGAAGUAUGCCUUCAGACUGGCGACAGAGACCAUCACCGUGGGCUGUACCUGUGUGAGGCCCAGUGUCGUCGCCCAACACUGAUAAAGAUCACGAUGGGAUGCACUGAAUUUUGAAUUCACGAGCCCUGUAGACAGAUUGUCAGAAAUGUACACUCAGUGGCCACUUUAUUAGGUCCA